GUGCUGCAUGGUCAUGCUUUCUAGCCUACGGAGUAGAGAUGCCGGCCUACACACAGCUGCCCCGUACAUUGCUAGGCUACUCAAUCCAUGUCGGAUACACCUUACCAACCACCCUCGCUGCUGAAGUUUCCGGAGCCGUUCAAGUCGAAGUGCACAAGUAUUUUGAAGUCCUUUCUCCUCGAUUAUAUUUUCCCUGGGUCCUCAGAAUGCUGCAGCAGUUAGUAGAGCCAUCAAAGGUGCGAAAUUUGUAAGAUUCUAAUUGUGGACGAAAAUGUUAGUUCGGAAUUUCGGGUUCGUGGCUUAUUGUAUUUGGGCUUGAACUCUGCACCCUGAGGUAUGAGAUACUAGGCAU
This is a messenger RNA of Aspergillus aculeatinus CBS 121060, 352 nucleotides long. RefSeq lists its product as uncharacterized. The coding region runs from base 39 to 251 and encodes 70 amino acids. The transcript has a single exon. The record is from RefSeq and is a predicted model, not a curated record. Lineage: Eukaryota; Fungi; Ascomycota; Eurotiomycetes; Eurotiales; Aspergillaceae.